AUGGCACUUUAUGGAGUUCGCGCAGUGCGAGGACAACCAGACGAAGUAUUGUGUUUUGAUCAAGUAUCGAAACAUUUCGUCGAAUAUAGAGCUCUGUACGGAAAAGAAGUUGAACAGUAUGCUUCAAUAGCGAGCAAAAGUAGAGGUUUGGAUCAUAGCAGAGCCUUGGCCGAUGCCUCUCGCGACGAAAAUAAGCGUUCGUUAGAAAAAGAUAGACUUGGGCAACCAGGUUUGAAUCAUGGAGAUCAUUGUAUGUAUCCUUUAGUUUCCGGAUUAGAGAGAUUGAGAAACGGUAAUCUAAACAAAGGUUUGGCGUUUUCUCUAGAAGAGCGGCAAAUACUUGGAAUACACGGAUUGUUACCGCCAGUAAUCAAAACACAAGAGGAACAAAUUAACAAGGUUAAGAUGAAUUUAGAUUGUCUUAAAGAACCCUUGGAUAAAUACAUGUGGCUUAUCGAUUUAAUGCAACGCAAUGAAAAACUUUUCUAUGCUUUUGUCAGGAAAUACGUAAAGGAAUGCUUACCUUUGUUAUAUACUCCUACUGUGGGAGCAGCUUGUGUAAAUUGGAGUAAAAUAUACAGAUUCCCUAGGGGUAUGUAUAUUACAAUUCACGAUAGAGGACACGUGUAUGAUAUUUUGAAGAAUUGGCCUGAACACGAUGUAAGAGUUAUUGUAUUUACCGAUGGAGAAAGAAUAUUGGGACUUGGAGACUUGGGUGCUUGUGGCAUGGGUAUACCAAUUGGAAAAUUAUGCUUAUAUACAGCAUUGGCUGGUAUAAAACCACACCAAUGCUUGCCGGUUACGCUCGAUUGUGGAACAAACAAUCAAGCUUUUUUAAAAGAUCCCUUUUACGUUGGUCUCAGAGAAAAACGUCACAGAGGUCCCGAAUACGAUGAAUUUGUAGACGAAUUUAUGUCUGCUGUUGUUCAAAGAUGGGGUCAAAAUACAUUAUUGCAGUUCGAAGAUUUUGGCAAUUCUAACGCGUUUAGAUUUCUGGAUAAAUAUAAAGAUAAAUAUUGUACAUUCAACGAUGAUAUCCAGGGAACGGCUAGUGUCACUGUAGCGGGGAUACUUUCAGCUUUGAAAAUUACUAAAAAUAAGUUUUCUGAUCACACAAUAUUGUUCCAAGGGGCCGGAGAGGCUAAUAUUGGUAUUGCACAGUUAUGCGUACAAGCAAUGGUUGCCAGUGGAGCAUCUCCGGAGGAAGCAAGGAAAAAAAUAUGGCUUAUCGAUUCCCAAGGAUUAAUUUGUAAAGGGCGUAAGGAGCCAAUACAAAGUCAGAAAGCAGAGUUUGCUAAAGAGCAUAAACCAAUGAAGAAACUUAAUGAAAUCGUCAGAGAAAUAAAGCCUUCGAUAUUAAUUGGGGCAGCAGCUGUCGGUGGUGCUUUCACACCUGAAAUUCUACAAGAGAUGGCGAAAAAUCAUAAACGACCUAUUGUUUUCGCUUUAAGUAAUCCAACAGAAAAAGCAGAAUGCACUCCGGAGCAAGCGUAUAAAGAAACAAAAGGACAAGUUAUAUAUGCCAGCGGCAGCCCCUUUCCGCCAGUCCAAUAUGAAGGGAAAACGUAUAUCACUGGCCAAUCAAAUAAUUCUUACGUCUUCCCCGGCAUCGGAUUAGCAGGUGUCGCAGGAGGUAUUCCUCAUUACAACGACGAGCAUUUCCUAACAACGGCACAAGCCUUAGCUGACUUGGUAACUGAGGAAGAUCUAAACGUAGGAAGAAUUUUUCCUCCAAUAGAAAAUAUUUUGGAAGUUUCAGUGAAGAUCGCAACUAAAUUAGUCGAACAUUCUUACCAACAGUGCAUGGCUACGGUUUAUCCGGAACCUGAGGAUAAGGAAGCUUUUAUAAGAGCACAGAUGUAUAAUACGGAUUAUGAACAAUCUUUUCCGUGUCCUUUUGAUUAUCCAGAAUCGGCGAAGGCAGAAAGUUCUUGCUGA
Messenger RNA from Diorhabda sublineata, 1938 nucleotides. RefSeq names its product NADP-dependent malic enzyme-like. Gene Ontology annotation, molecular function: NAD binding; malate dehydrogenase (decarboxylating) (NADP+) activity; malate dehydrogenase (decarboxylating) (NAD+) activity. The record is from RefSeq and is a predicted model, not a curated record. Lineage: Eukaryota; Metazoa; Arthropoda; Insecta; Coleoptera; Chrysomelidae. Gene Ontology annotation, biological process: malate metabolic process; pyruvate metabolic process. Bases 1 to 1938 code for a protein of 645 amino acids. The transcript is spliced from 7 exons. Gene Ontology annotation, cellular component: mitochondrion.